This is a messenger RNA of Trichechus manatus latirostris (Florida manatee), 1013 nucleotides long. RefSeq names its product ATP synthase membrane subunit j (gene ATP5MJ). NCBI's taxonomy places the organism in Eukaryota, Metazoa, Chordata, Mammalia, Sirenia, Trichechidae. The transcript has 4 exons. Gene Ontology annotation, cellular component: mitochondrion. The record is from RefSeq and is a predicted model, not a curated record. The coding region runs from base 93 to 275 and encodes 60 amino acids.
GCAGGCCUCGCGCGGCGUCUGUGCGCUACGUGACCUUCCGAGUCGUUGGCUGUGGGUCCUCGGUUCGGCGGAGCCGUUCGUCCUGCGCCGAGAUGCUUCAAGGCCUUAUUAAAAACGUUUGGAUCCCCAUGAAGCCCUACUACACCCAAGCUUACCAGGAGAUUUGGUUAGGAACGGGUUUGAUGAGCUUCAUCGUGUAUAAGAUCAGGAGUGCUGAUAAAAGAAGUAAAGCUUUGAAAGCUUCGAGUCCCGCGCCUGCCCACGGCCACCAUUAAGCAGCAUCACGCGGAGCGCCUUUCAGACGGGACAUCAUCGGGCUGUAAAGUGUAAAGACAGGGACGGGGAACACGGCUGUCCACUUGUACGAGCACCAUUUGCUGGUGGCGUGAAUAAACGUGUGAGAUGAACCUCUGCCUGUACCGGUCCUGCUUUCAGUGGCGUCGCCCACAGCUCCUUUCUGGGUGCCUGCCGUAGUCUGAGCCAAGCCCUGGUACUGAACACAGCAGACGGAGCGGGGUCUCGCUGAGCCGCCCCAGCUCUGGGAGUGAGGAGCUGCAGCGUGAGCGUCUCAGUUAUCACAGGCCGAGGGUCAGGGUCUAGGCACUCACUCACACCUCCAGUGUCCAAUAAACAUUUGUUACACGUGGUUCUGCUGCUUGCUCGUGGUCUCUGUGAGCCUCAGCUUUCUCGUUGGAAAAAUGGAGAUGAUGACAUGCAAGUUCCAACAGCGUUAUUGGGAGGGUCAGUAAGAGAAGGAUGGGGAAGCGCUUUCUAAGUUGAGAUGCUUUAGAGAUACAGGGUGGUGGUAGAUCCACAUGGUGGGUACAGUUAUAAGCUGUAGGAGAAGAUUUUACCAGGAAAUAAUUAAUCGCCUAGAAAGUAAAGUACAUAGUAUAAAAAAAUCCAUUGAUAUUUCUCCUAGUGGCACUAAUACCAAAUGAAUGCUACAAAAUAUUUUUUCCACCGAAGGCAGUUACCAAAACCCCUGGGAUUGCGUGCAAAACAGAUUCUAA